Molecule: messenger RNA, 690 nt
Organism: Syzygium oleosum
Lineage: Eukaryota; Viridiplantae; Streptophyta; Magnoliopsida; Myrtales; Myrtaceae
Product: MICOS complex subunit MIC10
Exons: 3
Coding region: 172-489 (105 amino acids)
Cellular component (GO): mitochondrial inner membrane; mitochondrion; MICOS complex
Source: RefSeq, a predicted model, not a curated record
GCAGAAAGCAGGAACAGGAACAGGAGGAGGAGGAGGAGGAAGAAGAAGAAGAAGAAGAAAACUGCGAUUGCGAUUGCGAUUGCGAUUGGCUAUCUCCGGCGGUCCGUCGAAUCCGUCUCGCGAUUUGCUUCGGGCGGGUAAAAGAAGGGAGAGAGGGGACGACGGACAGGUAUGAUGGCGGAGGACAAGAAGGAGAUCGUGCCGGCUAAGUACGACGUGGACGCUAAGUGGGACGCGUGCGUCGAUCUCACCGUCCGGCGAUCCUUCUACUCCUCCUUGGCCGGCGCCUUCGGUGGCCUCCUCCUCUUCAGGAGUCCCGCAGCUAGAUGGUCAUCUCUAGCUUUUGGUGCUGGUUUGGGCAUUGGCUCUGCUUACACAGAGUGUUCGCAGAAAUUCAAUGGAUGUCCUAAAAAACCGCCCCCCAAGGCAUCUGAUGUUUCUGCUCAUGUGACAGUCGUGGAGUCGUCUCCUCAGGAAGGGCAAGAUUGAGGGCAUCUACGACCUCGGAUACACUUGAUCGUUCAGAUGGAGUUUUCUCAAAUUGAGAUUGUUGUUGGCCUUUUUUCCCGUGCAAGGGCUUUCACUAUGUGCUACUAGCAUGGUCUCCAUGAUAAAAGCUAUUGCAAAUUUUAUGAUAUGAUUGUGUACCUGUCAUUUUCACCCAGAAACUAAAAUAAUGGCUUUACAUCA